Cadophora gregata is the source of this 564-nucleotide messenger RNA. RefSeq lists its product as uncharacterized. Gene Ontology annotation, biological process: mRNA splicing, via spliceosome. Gene Ontology annotation, molecular function: RNA binding. The transcript has 6 exons. The coding region runs from base 1 to 564 and encodes 187 amino acids. Lineage: Eukaryota; Fungi; Ascomycota; Leotiomycetes; Helotiales; Ploettnerulaceae. The record is from RefSeq and is a predicted model, not a curated record. Gene Ontology annotation, cellular component: nuclear speck.
AUGUCUCGUGGAGGAACAACUCUCUAUGUUACUGGCUUCGGACCCGGCACUCGAGCUCGCGACCUUGCCUACGAAUUCGAACGCUAUGGUCGUCUUGUCCGCUGCGAUAUUCCAGCACCUCGUACCGCCCAAAGCCGCCUCAGGUUUGCAUUUGUUGAGUACGAGAGCCGCCGUGAUGCCGAUGAUGCCUACCACGAGAUGCACAACAAACGCCUUGCUCGCGAUGAUCUGUUGAAAAUUGAGUGGGCCCGUACUCCUCCAUCUGCUUCCUGGCGCUUCGAUACUGGCCGUGAGCGUGAACGUGCUCCAGCUGGACGUCGUUCCUCUCCUCGCCGUGGCGGCCGUUCCCCAUCCCCUCGCCGUGGCCGUGGGGACUACUCUCCACGUAAAGACGACCGCCGUGACCGAGAAUACGACCGCCGUGACCGGGACCGCUCUCGUAGCCCAGAGGAUAGGGACCGUGAUGUGAAGGACGACCAUGAUCGUGAGGAGGGUCGCGAAAAUGGCACCAACGGAGACGAUAGGAAAGGUGAAUUUGAACUUCCAAGUCGUCACAAGAACUAA